Messenger RNA from Durio zibethinus, 768 nucleotides. The record is from RefSeq and is a predicted model, not a curated record. Lineage: Eukaryota; Viridiplantae; Streptophyta; Magnoliopsida; Malvales; Malvaceae.
UACCAAACCUCACGUUACCCUAAAGUCCCAUUUUACUUGUUUUCCUUUGAAAUCAAACAUCAAAAACAACUUGCAUUUUCACACCAUACCCCAAAAAGAAGAAACCAUGAAGAGAAGCUUUUCCAAUAUAGAGGUUGAGAAUAAUUUAUCUUUGGCAAAUUGUUUGAUGCUCCUUUCACAAGGAGGAAACAAAUAUGAACUUGCCAUGGACAAUAGUAUCCCUACCCGGGUUUUCGAGUGCAAAACAUGCAAUCGACAAUUCCCUUCGUUUCAAGCUCUAGGGGGUCACCGAGCGAGUCAUAAGAAGCCUAAGUUGACGGAGGGAGAUGCCGGGACGGAGAACCAUCCACCGGCUAAGCCUAAGACACAUGAGUGUUCGAUUUGUGGACUCGAAUUCGCGAUCGGGCAAGCGUUGGGGGGACAUAUGAGGAGGCAUAGGGCUGGUUUGAGUGAAAACCAGCAUGGUCCUUUGAGUUCGUCUGAUGAUCCAGCGAUGACACCAAUUGUGAAGAAAUCUAAUAGCAGAAGGAUUUUGUGCUUGGAUUUGAACUUGACUCCUUCGGAGAAUGAUCUGGAAUUGUUUAAGCUUGGCAAGGCAGCUCAACCAAAUAGAUUGUUUCUUGUAAACUCUUCCUUCUAAUUCUAGCCACAUAGCUUUUUUUUGAGGGGGAGGGAGGGUUUCUAGUAUCAUUUGCUAUUUGUUCAUUAAUUUAAUUACAGAUAGAGAUAUGAUAUAUAUACAUCACUAUAUUUCAUUUUCUUUUUAAA